UUCACUACUCUUUCCCGAAGAUCUCAGCCUUAAUCCACACUCGCGGGAGCUUCAUAUCGUCACAUUCCGUGAAGAGAACUCGGCGGAAAUGUCAUGUGGCAACCCUACGGUCGAGACCGAUGCUCUCAUGCCCAAGAAAAAGCGGUAUGACAAGACCAAGCAAUGCGUGCGAUGUAAAGUCGUGGAGGGGAACAUCGUCAUCCGUCACGCCGUCUACUGCAAAGAAUGUUUCUUCCCGCUCAUGACCCACAAGUUCCGCCGUUCACUAGAGCCACACGUCAAUCUGAAGCCUGACGGCCCACGGCGGACUGCCCUCAAGCCCUCAGGGAAUCUAAUGGUCGGCAUCUCGGGCGGGCUGGGAUCGACGGUGCUACUGGACUUGGUUCAUCGAUGCUACAUCGCGAUGGACCAGAGCACGAUGCCGGAGGAUGGAGGCGCGCAGCAUCCACGCCAUGAGCGGGUAUGGAAGAAGGUUGCCGCAUGUUAUGUGGAGAUCUGCGAUGCGUUCCCGGAGAUCGAGGAUCGCACGGCUGAUGUCGAGCAGCUCGUUGAGAGAUAUAGUGAGAUUGAGUUCAUACCAUUGCGAUUGCAGGAUGCCUUCGAUCGCAGGUGGUGGGAGCGGAUACAGUAUAAGGCGGAGUCGAUCAACGCUGCCAUUGACUUGACGGAUGAAGAGCUCCUCCUGGUGCCGCACUUGGCGUCCAUUUCCUCGACUGAGGACCCAGUACAAGCGUUACGGAUAUAUCUCGCAUCUUUACCUACCGCUACAGCCGUGUCAAGCACUGUGAAGACCAUCACGCGUCUUCUUUUGCAAUUCACAGCAUGGGAGACGGGCUCUUCGCACCUAGUCCUUGGGACGUCUCUGACGAGCCUGGCAAUGUCUCUCAUAUCGAGCGUCUCGCAGGGCGCUGGGUUCAAUAUCAAGGAAGAGAUGCAGGAGGAGUGGGCGCCGGACAGCGGGGCGCGAGGUGAGGCUGGUAGGAAGCGGACUGUCAGGGUGAUCAGGCCACUGCGCGAUAUGGGCAGGAAGGAGUGUGCGAUGUGGGCGUGGUGGAUGGGUUUGAGUAUUGUUGGAAAGGCGCCGUGGCCUUGGUUGAGUUCUAGGCAAGAUAUUGGCGCACUAACGCGAGAUUUCAUUGGUGGGCUUGAGAAGGACUAUCCAUCGACGGUGUCGACCAUUGUUAGGACAUGUACGAAGGUGGCACCGAAGGGCGAAUCUUCUGGGAUUUGUGUCCUAUGUGCACGACCCAUCCAGGCGGGCGUUCAAGAGUGGAAGUCGCGAAUAUCGAUCCGAUCGCGCUCGCCACCAUCCAAUCCGCACGAAACGGAGAAGGGACUGUCCUUGACGCCAUUCCUAUGCUAUGCUUGUCACACAACGCUCACCAGCAAGAGCAGUCGACCUACUCCGUCGCUCGACACCUCGAUGACGAAGCCAUCUGCGGUGCCACUGCCGACAUGGGUGGGGCCUCAACUCUCCCAGCGCGACGAGGUAUUCAGGGCUGCCAGGAUGGGGAAGGAGAGAAUGCAAGGCGUCGUGCAGGACUUCUUGCUCGACGAUGGCUAGACAUAUGCUCAAGUCCGGCGGUAGGAUAGAUGAGUUCGUAGGCGCUCCCUUCAGAGUCAUUCUACAUUUGGGAGUCGUUGGAUGGUCUUCGUGGAAGCAUCUGCAUGUAAUACACCGGCUGAUCGGUUAAUGAGAGGUUGCCCUUGUCUUCUUCAGGCC
This is a messenger RNA of Laetiporus sulphureus 93-53, 1723 nucleotides long. RefSeq lists its product as uncharacterized. NCBI's taxonomy places the organism in Eukaryota, Fungi, Basidiomycota, Agaricomycetes, Polyporales, Laetiporaceae. Gene Ontology annotation, cellular component: cytosol. Gene Ontology annotation, biological process: tRNA wobble position uridine thiolation. Gene Ontology annotation, molecular function: tRNA binding; sulfurtransferase activity. The transcript is spliced from 7 exons. The coding region runs from base 89 to 1564 and encodes 491 amino acids. The record is from RefSeq and is a predicted model, not a curated record.